AUGAGCAAUCAAUACCAAGAAGAGAGCUGCUCUGAGAGGCCUGAAUGUAAAAGUAAAUCUCCAACUUUACUCUCCUCCUACUGCAUAGACAGCAUCCUGGGCAGGAGGAGCCCCUGUAAAAUGAGAUUGCUAGGAGCUGCUCAGAGCCUGCCUUCUCUGUCUAACAGGACAGAACAGGACAAGGCCGUGCAAGGAUCCCCCAAGGGGAGCCCCCCGUUCGAGCCCGCCGAGCUGCAUCUGCCCCCCAAGCUGCGCCGCCUGUACGGGCCCGGAGGGGGCCGGCUGCUGCCGGGGGCUGCCGGGCCGCGGGCGGAGCGGGCGGAGGGGGCCGCCGCCCCGUCCUGGGACACGCUGAAGAUCAGCCAGGCGCCCCAGGUCAGCAUCAGCCGCAGCAAGUCGUACCGGGAGAACGCGCCCUUCGCGCCCCCGCCGCCCGCCCUGGACGAGCUGGGGCGCCCCGAGGAGAGGCCGGGGCCGGCGGCCGCGGGGGUGCCCGAGGAGGACGAGGACGAGGACGAGGAGCUGCUGGAGGAGGAGGAGGACGAGGACGAGGAGCUGGAGGAGGAGGACGAGGAGGAGCUGCUGGGGGAGGCCGGCGGGGGGCUCCUGAAGGAGCCCAGGCGCGGCGCUGCUCCCGCCACGGGGCCCGACGGUGGGGAGCUGUCCCCCAAGGAGGAGCUGCUGCUGCACCCGGAGGACGCCGAGGGCAAGGACGGCGAGGACAGCGUGUGCCUGUCGGCGGGCAGCGACUCCGAGGAGGGGCUGCUCAAGAGGAAGCAGCGGCGCUACCGCACCACCUUCACCAGCUACCAGCUGGAGGAGCUGGAGAGGGCCUUCCAGAAAACCCACUACCCAGAUGUCUUCACCAGGGAGGAGCUGGCCAUGCGGCUGGAUCUGACCGAAGCCCGAGUGCAGGUAUGGUUCCAGAACCGUAGGGCUAAAUGGCGGAAGAGGGAAAAGGCUGGGGCUCAGACACACACCCCAGGUUUGCCUUUCCCUGGUCCCCUGUCAGCAACUCACCCACUCAGUCCAUACCUUGAUGCUAGUCCUUUCCCUCCUCAUCACCCAGCUCUAGACUCCGCCUGGACUGCUGCUGCAGCAGCUGCUGCUGCCGCCUUCCCUAGUCUACCUCCUCCACCUGGUUCUGCAACUUUGCCACCAAGUGGGACUCCGCUAGGCCUCAGCACUUUCCUGGGCGCAGCUGUAUUCCGGCAUCCAGCCUUCAUCAGCCCUGCAUUUGGCAGGCUCUUUUCCACUAUGGCUCCCCUGACUAGUGCUUCCACUGCUGCUGCCCUACUGAGACAGCCCACUCCUGCCGUGGAAAGUGCAGUGCAAUCAAGUGGGCUAUCAGAUCCAGCAACAGCUGCAGCAGACAGACGGGCUUCUAGCAUAGCAGCUCUGAGGCUGAAAGCAAAAGAACACGCAGCUCAGCUCACACAGCUCAAUAUUAUCCCUGGAAACAGCACAGGGAAAGAGGUGUGCUAA
Emys orbicularis (European pond turtle) is the source of this 1485-nucleotide messenger RNA. RefSeq names its product aristaless related homeobox (gene ARX). Gene Ontology annotation, molecular function: DNA-binding transcription factor activity, RNA polymerase II-specific; RNA polymerase II transcription regulatory region sequence-specific DNA binding. The record is from RefSeq and is a predicted model, not a curated record. Gene Ontology annotation, biological process: regulation of transcription by RNA polymerase II. Bases 1 to 1485 code for a protein of 494 amino acids. The transcript is spliced from 5 exons. NCBI's taxonomy places the organism in Eukaryota, Metazoa, Chordata, Testudines, Emydidae.